UCUGUGGAUGUGGAGGGCUGACUUUAUAUCUUAGGCAAAUUUAAGAUUCAGUUUUUCUUUUUUUUUACAUUUAUGGUUACCUUAAAUUUUCCUAGAUGCAUUAAGACUCUAACACCAUGGUAGUCACUAUGGCAAUCUAUAGUGCUAGAUUCUUGAAGUGUGUACUUUGGGCUUUUAACUGCAGGUCGUUUCAGAACAUCACUCCCAGUGGAAAAGUGCCACCUAUUUUUUUUCUAGACAAUGCAGGGUUGCUAGAUUGAAAACUAAAGAGUUCUCCUGUACCUUUAAUGGUUGCGUAGAAGAGGGAGUUUCAAGAGGUGUUUGUCAUGAAAUUAGGUAACAAGCAAAUUCUGAAAUUCUUUCUUCUGCGCAACCAUUAAAAGUGUAGGAGCCAUCUCCAGUUUUCACACUGGCAGUCCUAAAACAAAUGUUAUUUCUAAGCUUGGUACUGUGGUUUUGUUGCCUGGACCUCUUAAAAAUCCUGUUCAUUUGAAUAGUUGAGUAAAAUUUGUCACAGCUUGCUCUGGAAAACUGAAUUAGGAUUGCUCCACAGGCUGCUUUCUUCUCUCCUGCCAGCCUUUCUUGUGAUAUUUGUGUAGAGAAGUGGAAGCUGAUUGUAAAGGCAAUUCAUUGCAUAAGUUGUACUACGCCUGGGUCAUGUCAUCUAUAUUGCCAUUUACCCCACCUGUUGUGAAGAGACUGUUAGGGUGGAAGAAGUCUGCUGGUGGUUCAGGAGGGGCUGGCGGAGGUGAACAGAACGGUCAGGAAGAAAAAUGGUGUGAGAAAGCAGUGAAAAGCUUGGUCAAGAAGUUGAAGAAGACAGGACAACUGGAUGAGCUUGAAAAAGCAAUCACCACUCAGAACUGCAAUACAAAAUGUGUUACAAUACCAAGCACUUGCUCUGAAAUUUGGGGACUGAGUACACCAAAUACGAUAGAUCAGUGGGAUACAACAGGCCUAUACAGCUUCUCUGAACAAACCAGGUCUCUUGAUGGCCGUCUGCAAGUAUCUCACCGCAAAGGAUUACCACAUGUUAUUUACUGCCGUUUGUGGCGCUGGCCUGACCUUCACAGUCAUCAUGAACUUAAGGCAAUUGAAAACUGUGAAUAUGCAUUUAAUCUUAAAAAGGAUGAAGUAUGUGUAAAUCCCUACCAUUAUCAGAGAGUGGAGACUCCAGUUCUGCCUCCUGUUCUGGUGCCCCGACAUACUGAGAUUCUGACUGAACUUCCGCCACUUGAUGAUUAUACUCAUUCCAUUCCCGAAAACACCAACUUUCCAGCAGGAAUUGAACCACAGAGCAAUUACAUACCAGAAACGCCUCCACCCGGCUACAUCAGUGAAGAUGGGGAAACAAGUGACCAGCAGUUGAACCAAAGUAUGGAUACAGGAUCCCCAGCAGAACUGUCUCCCAGUACACUCUCUCCUGUCAAUCACAGCUUAGACUUGCAGCCAGUUACCUAUUCAGAGCCUGCAUUUUGGUGUUCAAUAGCAUAUUAUGAAUUAAAUCAGAGAGUGGGAGAAACCUUCCAUGCGUCGCAGCCUUCACUUACUGUAGACGGCUUUACGGAUCCAUCAAAUUCUGAAAGAUUCUGCCUAGGUUUGCUCUCCAACGUUAAUAGAAAUGCCACUGUGGAAAUGACAAGACGGCACAUAGGAAGAGGAGUGCGUCUUUAUUACAUCGGUGGGGAAGUUUUUGCUGAGUGCCUAAGUGAUAGUGCAAUCUUUGUUCAGAGCCCCAAUUGUAAUCAGAGAUAUGGCUGGCAUCCUGCAACUGUAUGCAAAAUUCCACCAGGCUGCAACUUGAAGAUCUUUAAUAACCAGGAAUUUGCUGCUCUUCUAGCUCAGUCUGUUAAUCAGGGCUUUGAAGCAGUAUAUCAAUUAACUCGAAUGUGUACCAUAAGGAUGAGUUUCGUUAAAGGAUGGGGAGCUGAAUACAGGCGGCAGACUGUAACAAGCACUCCUUGUUGGAUUGAGCUUCACCUGAAUGGUCCUCUACAAUGGCUGGAUAAAGUAUUGACUCAGAUGGGCUCCCCAUCAGUGCGUUGCUCCAGCAUGUCGUAAAGCUCCUUCUCAUUGUCGGUGGGCUUAAAAUACGAAGUCCAGGCAACAGACUUAAACCUAACAGCUUGUCUGUCGUAGUAACUCGUGUGUGGUCUCCAUGAACUGUUUCCUAUCCAAAAAGUUCUGUGAGAGAAGAGAGAGAGUGUGUGUGAGAAAGAGAGAAAGCACUUGAGGGUCUCAUCAAUUUUAAAGCACCUUGUGGAUUUUGUUUCCUAUACUCUGAUACUAGAUGAGAUGUUAGUGUAUAGAAACACCUUCUUCUGAAGGAGGGAGGAACAUUUUAAAGACUUUAAUGGUGUUUUUAUUGGGUAUAUAUAAAUUGAGUGUCCUAAAGGUUUACCAAUAACAUGGACAGUUGGAUUAUUGUAUUACACCCUCCUCCCCUGCCAAUAUGGCACCGUUCUGCUGUCCUGGGUUUUAUUUCCAGUUGAUAGAUAUGCAGAACUCUUUGACUUAGGCAGUCAUCUCAUAAAAAAAGCCCAAGUUCUUGCUUCUCCAUAUUUUUUAUAUUUUUAUAUAUAAAUAUAUAUGCAGGCUUUCCGCUGCCCUAUAACAGACUUCUAUUGCAAAAAAUCUCCUGCCCCCUCCCCCCAGUACACACAUGAUUCCAAAUGUGCUAGGUUGCGCCUUAAAUCCCUUUAUGGAAAGGGAACACUACCUGGGUUUCAUCUUUUGAAAUCAUGGGUUGUUGAGCAUGCUUAAAUGGACUUGAAAUAAACGAUAUAAAUUGGAAUCUUUCCUUGGCCCAUACCACUACCAAAUCAUGGCUUGGAGAAGUUCUCCCCCCCCCCCCCUCCUUUUGCCCCAUCCAAGGUAAUGCAUCUGUUGCCGGCGAUGGGUGCUUCAGCACUCCUGAUCCUGAAAUCCACCUUUCACCUUUAUGUGUAAAGACAUGGGGAUUGAGGGAGGGAGCUACUCCCCAGCAAGGCAUCAGUGGAAAAGUGUAAUUUUAACAUUGCUUGUUCUUUUAAACACUCUUAAGUGAUCAGGAACAGGCUGCUUGUUGGUUUCAAGUCCUAGGACCUUGUCAUGCCACACAGUUCUAGCAGUAUGAUUUAGCACUUUAGCUGCCAGGGCUGCAUCCUAUGGAAUCCUGGUAUUUGUAGUGUGGGAAGGCACUAGAGCUCUGAAUGCCUUCCUUAAAAUGCAAAUACAUUGGAUGUUGCCAGGGCAGUUAAAAGUGAAACAUAGCACUACAAUUGUGUAGUGUUAAAGGGCCCCAUGUGGCUCAGGCCCCUUUUCUCCUCAGACACAAAUGUCUACCUUUGUCAUGGCAAAGGUUGUACUGCCAGUAUUCCCUGUGGUGCCAGAGUUCCUUUUUAACCCUGAUUUCAAACUCAGAUCAGAGGUUUGAACAGCCCUACACAUUGCUAACAGUGCUGCCGUUGUGAUCCUUAACUGAAGAGAAGGGAGGAUUCACACCUGUAUGGAAGAAAGAGUGGGUGCCUGCCUCCAUUAUUUUUAACUCAGUGCCAGCCCUUUAUCUGAAGUGCCACAUAAUGUUAACAGUGGAUCUGCAACACAUGCAUGAGUCCGUCGAAAAUUUUUUAGGUAUAUACAUUUGAAAAUUAUCCCCCUGUCCUGUCCCGUCCCGUGAACCCCCCCCCCCCCCGGCCCCGCCCAGGUUAGGUGAAACAACUGUAAAACAUUGGAAAUUUUUUUGUGUCUUGAAACCUUCAUUCUGUAGCAGGGAUGUGUAUAUGGAAUGCUGAAGUCUGGCUAAACCUGACUCUCUUUUGCUUAAUAGCUUUUCUUAAAGAUUGCCAGGAUGCAAUCUUGAGGCUUGUUUGCUUAGCACUGAUGAACUGAGAGGCCAAGCAAAGUCUCUUGCAAUUCCUUUCAUUCCAUUCCCUGUUUCCUUGAUCCACUGUUACCUACUGUAGCAGGACUCUAGGUAUGCUGGAGAGCAGUUUGGGAUGGAUUAAAAUUAUCUUUUAAAGAUUGAAAGAAGCUUGUGUCAUGUUUAUCUCCCGUUUCCCAUCAUUUGAUGUUCAGUGGAGAGAUACAUGCUUGUCAAGCUAUAAUUCAGAAGUCCUAAAAGUACCCCUCCCCAUGGACAUUGAAAUACAACUUCUAGAAGGGUUUAAAUAUAGAAAAUUGUAAUUUAAUUGAAAGCUUAUAUGGCUGGUUGGGUCAGCUUUACAUGGCUUAGACUUGAGCAUCCAUCCAUCACAGAUGGGACAGAUCUUACAGCAGGGUUGUUUCCAGAGUCUAUCUAGCCUGUGUAUAACCAGCAAAAGGAAAUCUCUUAGUACAUGUUAUUGUGAACCCUGGGACACUACAUUUGGACCUUGCUUUCAAACAUAUUUUGAAUUAUAUUCUACACAUAAGUCAGGGUUGGGUAAGGGUUGGGAAACUGUAUAGAAGGGUUCUUCUGACUUGAAAAGUAUACAUCUUACUAACAAUCUUGUAAUCUAGCUGUCUGUCAUUCUCUUGAUGUUGUGGCAGUAGCAGGAUUGCGUUUUGUCUGUUUUCUUUCCUUCUCUUCCUCCUCCACCAAUGGUUCGUUUUCACCAGUACUGUACUUUGUAAGUACACCUAAUGACAACUUCAGCUUUGAGAACAAACGUGGCCAGUGUUAAGCUUUGUAAUCAGCUGAUUGAAAUGAUGAUAAUGAUGGAUAUUUUUAUGCCAUAAAAAUAAGGCAUAGGAGCAAUACCAAAAAUCAAGCCUGAGGGUGGGGGUAGGGGAACAAAGUGGGUCAGGCAGUUUAAAAGAAUUGGAAAAGCAGUUACCAAUUUGUGUAGUUUUACCAGUAGCCUAAUGUAUUGGUAGAACUUGUGAACCUAAGAGAUAAGCUUUCAUGCGUGUUGCAUUUGCCUAAUAUGUGAAUACACUAAUAAAGUUUUAAUUC
Molecule: messenger RNA, 4915 nt
Organism: Sceloporus undulatus (fence lizard)
Lineage: Eukaryota; Metazoa; Chordata; Lepidosauria; Squamata; Phrynosomatidae
Gene: SMAD2
Product: SMAD family member 2
Exons: 11
Coding region: 658-2061 (467 amino acids)
Biological process (GO): BMP signaling pathway; cell differentiation; anatomical structure morphogenesis
Cellular component (GO): heteromeric SMAD protein complex
Molecular function (GO): I-SMAD binding; RNA polymerase II cis-regulatory region sequence-specific DNA binding; DNA-binding transcription factor activity, RNA polymerase II-specific
Source: RefSeq, a predicted model, not a curated record